CUCGCUCCGCCCGCACAGCCCCAGCGCCCCCGAGCUUUAUCAGCCUCCCCACACACAUCGCUGGCUUCCUUUGGCGCCGGGUGCUGGUGACCCUAGCCGAGCAGCCACCGCCUCCGAGGCUAGUCCUCGUCCUCCCGCCCGCGGGUCACCGCGCCUCCCCGUUCUGCUCCCCCUAGCACCGCAGCGCCCACCGCCUUUCAGGUUCAUCCUGAGCUGGACCUGUUUUGCUCAUCCCUAAACCCGGAGAAGUGGAAUCUGCACACUGAAACUCUCGGUGGCUGGAGCGGCGGACUGGGCAUGCUCAGAAGCCAGGCUUGGCUUUGGUCUCAAGUCGAAGGAAGCUUUUGCACUCGCAAGGCAGCGGCGACUUUAGGGAAAGUUGAUCCGAGAGGGGAGGAAGCCCCAAGACGCGGAGCAGCGGCAGGAAGGAGCCCCCGGCAGCCCGGAGGAGCAUGGGCACCCUGCGGGAUUUACAGUACGCGCUCCAGGAGAAGAUCGAGGAGCUGAGGCAGCGGGAUGCUCUCAUCGAUGAGCUGGAGCUGGAGUUGGAUCAGAAGGACGAACUGAUCCAGAAGCUGCAGAACGAACUGGACAAGUACCGCUCGGUGAUCCGGCCAGCCACCCAGCAGGCGCAGAAGCAGAGCGCCAGCACCUUGCAGGGUGAACCGCGCACCAAGCGCCAGGCGAUCUCCGCGGAGCCCACCGCCUUCGACAUCCAGGAUCUCAGCCACGUGACCCUGCCCUUCUACCCCAAGAGCCCACAGUCAAAGGAUCUCAUAAAGGAGGCCAUUCUUGACAAUGACUUCAUGAAGAACUUGGAGCUGUCCCAGAUCCAGGAGAUUGUGGAUUGUAUGUACCCUGUGGAAUAUGGCAAAGACAGCUGCAUCAUCAAGGAAGGAGAUGUGGGGUCACUGGUGUAUGUCAUGGAAGACGGGAAAGUCGAAGUUACAAAAGAAGGGGUGAAGCUGUGCACCAUGGGUCCAGGCAAGGUGUUCGGGGAGCUGGCUAUUCUUUACAACUGUACCCGGACAGCGACCGUCAAAAGUAAGGCUCAUUUCCCGGUUUUUCACAUUCUUCCUCUGUCUUCCCUCUCUUGGCCUACGCAAUGUUGGUUUGAUUGCUGAUUGGUUGAAUCCGUGUCACAUGUUAGUAUAGAUACAAACCUUUGCUUUGCGA
This is a messenger RNA of Acomys russatus (golden spiny mouse), 1176 nucleotides long. Its product is annotated as cGMP-dependent protein kinase 1-like. The transcript has 3 exons. Bases 453 to 1124 code for a protein of 223 amino acids. The record is from RefSeq and is a predicted model, not a curated record. Lineage: Eukaryota; Metazoa; Chordata; Mammalia; Rodentia; Muridae.